Lentinula edodes (shiitake mushroom) is the source of this 698-nucleotide messenger RNA. RefSeq lists its product as uncharacterized. Gene Ontology annotation, biological process: endosomal transport; endocytosis. The record is from RefSeq and is a predicted model, not a curated record. Lineage: Eukaryota; Fungi; Basidiomycota; Agaricomycetes; Agaricales; Omphalotaceae. Gene Ontology annotation, cellular component: cytoplasm; plasma membrane. Gene Ontology annotation, molecular function: calcium ion binding; protein binding. The transcript has 5 exons. Bases 103 to 483 code for a protein of 126 amino acids.
CUUUGAGUCUCAAGACCUUCAGGUCGGCAAUUACUUGAACCGGCUCAGAUCUUGUGGUUGCGCAGUUUUAUCUGGGAGAAAUUAUGUGCUGACAAGGUACCUAUGAUACCCUCACAAUUCACAGCUACGCAAGAGGAGCUAUCACUGGCAGAUAUAAUUCUGUCAAAGGCUCUUGACGGUCAGAUAAAGCGUGAAGACCCCGCAGCUGCCAAACUCGAUGCCGAUACAGCAGUGAAGGUGUUUCUUACAACUAAAUUAUCCCCGCAAGUCCUUUCAGAGAUAUGGAGUGAAGCAGAUAUUGGGGAGAAAGGAUGGUUAACGAGGCAAGAACUGACGGUCGCGCUAAGAUUUAUCGGUUGGGCUCAGUCCGGGCGACGUAGUUUCGAUCGCGAUCUACUUUCAAAAGUACUCCGGCGUUCACCACUGAACCUCCAUCAGCAUCUCUUACGAAUCCAACAACACCAGGAGAUCUUGCUCAGCUGAAGAAAGCAGUGUCACAAAACCCCCACGUUGCGAAUUCGAUCUACUCAUCCCCAAUUACUUCUCUCAUUCCUUCCCCUGCGUAUGUUACUCCGGUGGACCUACAAGAAUGGAAUGUACCUGCAACUUUUAUAUCUCAUUCCCACAAACUUUUCGACCAAAACGACCACUUGCAGAAAGGUUACCUUGACGCUGAGACUGAAGUUUCACCGUUGUAU